Gadus chalcogrammus (walleye pollock) is the source of this 5030-nucleotide messenger RNA. Its product is annotated as disks large-associated protein 4-like. Gene Ontology annotation, cellular component: glutamatergic synapse; postsynaptic specialization. Gene Ontology annotation, biological process: signaling. Gene Ontology annotation, molecular function: molecular adaptor activity. Lineage: Eukaryota; Metazoa; Chordata; Actinopteri; Gadiformes; Gadidae. The record is from RefSeq and is a predicted model, not a curated record.
AUGAGAGGGUUGGGGGCCAACCGCCACCGGCACCUGUCCGACUCCUGCGAUCCGGCACUGGGGCACCCGGAAGCCAUGUACCCCCAAUCCCACCAGACCAGCACCCUGCCGCGCAGCCCCUACCUCCUCAGCCCCGCCACCAUGGACCACUACGGCACCAUGGACCCCCACCACUACACCGCGGGCAACCCCGUCUCCCUGCCCUCGGACCUCAUGCUGCCGCUCAACAACCAGCUGUCCAACAGCAGCACCUUCCCCCGCAUCCACUACAACUCAUACGACCAGUCCGACUUCUCCCCGCCCGGGGGGGACAACAUCGGCGGGAUCAGCACGGGCACCCUGGGCACCUCCAUGUCCAUGGGCAUGGGGAUGGCCAGCAUGGCGGGCAUGGGCGGACGGACGGCCCUGAUCAACAGCGGCUCGGCCACCAUCUCGCACCACCACCACGCGUCCAAGAACCAGGCGCCGACCGCCAACAUGCUGGAGCAGUUUGAGAACCAGCUGCCGGGUGGCCGCGACGGCUUCAGCACGCUGCAGUACCACCGGGCGUCCGCCGCCGCCGUCGCCGCCGACGCCAAACAGCGCACCGAGCCCGGGCGCAUCCGCUACAUGCUGCACUCGGUGCAGAAGCUCUUCGCCAAGUCCCAGUCGCUGGAGGGCCAGCACAUGAAGGGCAACGUCAACGGACGCUCGCUGGCAGCGGGGGGCACCUCCUCGGGCACGGAGGACGGCAGCAAGCAGGGCCGGCGCUCCAAGAGCAAAGACCGGGGCACCAAGUCGGAGGGCCAGGCCAAGCGGCGGCCGCGCUCCAACAUGUCGGGCUACUGGAGCUCCGACGACCUGGACAGCAGCGACCUGAGCAACUACCGCAACCCCGUGGCCAUGAUGACGGUGGGCCGCGCCUCGGGCCACGACAGCCAGCCGGCCCAAAACCGCUACAUCCACAGCGGCUACAACACCAUCAGCUCCUCCAAGAGCACCAGGAGAUGCGCUACCCGGCCCUCUCCGUGGCGAGGGGGUGGGGGCGGAGGCGGAGGGGGGGGAGGUGGAUCGCUGGGGAUACACGACAGUGACUUCAUGAAAGGGAACUCCUGGUCCACGAUGACCAUGGGCCAGCCCAGGCAAGUCCUCCCUCCCUCCUCCAAGAUCUCGGCCACCCUUGACCGAUCCAUGCUCAAGUCCAAGUCCUGCCAGCCAGAGCUUACGGGAAACUAUCUGCAGGUGGGUCGAAGGGGAGACUGGAGCAGCACCCUGGGCCGGGUGGGCGGGGCCCAGGAGAUCCCGUGUCGACGCAUGCGCAGCGGCAGCUACGUGAAGGCCAUGGGCGACAUGGAGGAAAGCGACGACUCAGACGGAAGCCCCAAACCGUCGCCCAAAGCCACCGCCCGCCGCCAGAGUUACCUCAGGGCCACCCAGCAGUCUCUGAGUGACCAACAUCCUCCGCGCAACUGUCUUCCGUCUCUCAGCGAGCUCUCCAACAACCGCAGCCUGGACAACCUGGACUGCAUCGGGGGCCCGGGCUCCUCCUUCCCCCGGUGGGAUGACGACGACUUCAGCCAGGCCUGCAGCACCCUGGGCCGGGGCAGCUGCCUGGGACAGGUCAGCCCCCUCCACGCACACCGCGACCGUGUGAACCUACGGGACCUGGAGAUGAGCCCGCGCUACGAGGACCGCAGCUCCGACUCCACGUACCGGGACUCGCGCCCGCCCUCUCAGGACCAGCCGGAGCCCCCCGACCUGCCCAUGCCCACGUGCUUCCGCUCGCGCAGCCACAGCUACCUGAGGGCCAUCCAGGCCGGCUGCUCCCAGGACGACGACACGGCGUCGCUGGACUCGGGGUCGCCGCCGCCCACCGCCACCACAGUCCACACCUACAGCACCAGCACUGUCUCCACGUGUAUCACCACCAGUAAGCGGACGGCCCCGCCGCCGGUGCCCCCCCGCACCACCUCCAAGCCCUACAGCUCGGUGACGGUGCAGAGCAGCACCGAGUCGGCGCAGGAGGACACCUACCUGCAGGACCUGCAGGACCGGCGCUCGGAGGCCACCAGCCAGUCCAGCCACGCCCACAGCAACUCGUCCGACAGCCUGGACAGCAGCCACGCCAACAGCCUGGCCCGCGGCAUCCCGCGGCCCCUGCAGACCAUCACCGCCGUCCCCGUGGCCCUCGCCCGCGAGCCCUACGCCUCGGCCAUCCUCGGAGCCAUCGGCGUCGCCGCCGCCGCCGCCACCGCCAACGCGUGCACCGACACCAACGACGCGCGGUCGCACUCGCACGCACACUCGCACGCGCGCGCCCACUCGCACGCCUCCACCGCCGUGCAUAAGGGAGGACUGCUGGGGGAGGAGCCUCUGGUGGCGCCGAUGCCCAGGAGGAAGCUGUCCUCCAUAGGGAUACAGGUGGACUGUAUUCAGGAGGUCCAGCGAGAGGACUCUCCGCAGCUGGCCCGGUUUCAGUCCAUCGGUGUACAGGUGGAGGACGGCUGGCAGGUCGGCCACUCCGGCAGCAUGGCCUCCAAGCAGGACUCUGACACCACGCCGGACCUGCCCUCGGCCGCCGCCGCCACCUCGCACAUCCUGGCCUCCAGCAACGGCCGGGCCGCCGAGAGGAAGGUCAUGGUGAACAGCGCCUGCCAGUCCACCGACUCCCAACGCGGGGGGAGCACCUCGCUGGACAACGGCGAGGGCCUCGGAGACACCGCCGCCGCCACCGCCGCCGCCGCCACCACCUCCUGCUCCACCUCGCCUCCGCCCCCGCCGCGGCAGAUCCUGAACCGCUCCACCACGCGCAGCAGCUCGGACUCGUUCUCCGAGAGCAUGGACCCCGCCCUGGACCCCUCGUCCCUGCCGCCGCCGGACCCCUGGCUGGAGAGUGUGAGCGUUGGGGUCGGAGGAGGAGGAGGAGGAGGAGGAGGUGCUGGUGGCGGUUCCGGUGGUGGGGGGACGCUGUGCAGGAGAGACGGCCACUGGUUCCUGAAGCUGCUGCAGGCGGAGUCGGGCCGCAUGGAGGGCUGGUGCCAGCAGAUGGAGCUGGAGACCAAAGAGAACCAGAUCUCAGAGGAAGUGCUGGGGAAGGUCCGUAGCGCGGUGGGGAGUGCCCAGCUCCUCAUGACCCAGAAGUUCCAACAGUUCCGGGGGCUGUGUGACCAGAACUUGAAUGUGAGCGCCAACCCGCGACCCAGCCCCCAGGACCUGGCAGGCUUCUGGGACCUGCUCCAGCUCUCCAUCGAGGACAUCAGCCUCAAGUUCGACGAGCUUUACCACCUCAAGUCCAACGACUGGCAGCCGGCGCCCGGCUCCGCCUCCUCCACCGCCGCCGCCGCCUCCGCCGCCGCUGCUGCCACCACAUCCGCCCUCUCGUCCCCUGAGCGGAAGGACCAGGAGACGGGCAAGAAGCCCGCUAAGGGGCGACCGGUACUGGGCCGCGAGAAGAGCGUGGACUCGUCGUCCGCCUCGUCAGUGGAGAAGCAGCGGCAGGAGGCCCGCAAGCGCCUGCUGGCCGCCAAGAAGGCUGCAUCGUUCCGCCAGAACUCGGCCACCGAGAGUGCCGACAGCAUAGAGAUCUACGUCCCGGAGGCCCAGACCAGACUAUGAGGGAACCCCCCCAGGGAGAGGGAGAAGGGUGAGGAGGAGGCCGUCAUCCAUGGUGAUGCUCUUAUCUCAGAAGUUAAGAGGAUUGUCAAUGUAAGUUCUUCCCGACGCCUGGAGAAGAAACCAAACGGGAAAAAAAGAUGGAGAGAAAAAAAAUUAACAGAAAACAAAACGCUGCAGGGAUAUUGAGUUUGGGGGUCUGGGGGUCCAAGUGUGUUUAAAAUGUGGAUACCCACACAGUUGAGUCCUGAUGACUAUGGGAACUCCCUAGAUCUAACACCUAAAUGACUGAUGACUCACGUUGUUACUUGAUGAUGAACACUUAUUGUUACUACUAUUGAAUAUCAACGAUGAUGAAUAGCGCUGGUAUUAUUAUCUCUCCUAAAGAAACUCUAUUAAGACUGUUUAUAAAUAUUUUAUCUUGGCCAUAAGAUCUACUACUAAUCAGACAGGGGUCAAAUAUGUGUGCUUUUCUGUUUCUCCUCUUCCUGUCUUUCCAAGGCCUUGGCUAUCCUGUAGCUUUGCACAACACCACCUUCUGGCCAUCACAUGAAUUACAUACACAACAGAUACACUAAGCUCAGUCUACUUUGUCUACCGUGUCUUUCUUUGUUAAUUUUCUCACAUUUGGCACGUUUCUAUGUGAAGAACCAUAAUUAUACCUCUGCUUUGCAAUAUGGAACUAAAUUAGUGUUCAGAAUCACGAAAUAGAAUAAUGCUAGGUUUUUUUAAAGGGUGUAUCCUUUCAAAAUAUUUCGAUCCAUGGUUUAAAAUACUAUGGAGGAUACUAGGGCAGAAGAUGUAGGUAUAUAUUGAACAAAAGCAUAUCCUGCUGAAAAUGUGAUGACCAAGCCCAGCGAUCCUAUCAGAAUCUCUGGCUGUAGCCAUGCUUGCGUGUCCUGAGAUUUCCUGGCACUAUGGAAAUAAGCUCCUUCACACCCUCUUGGAUUCCUUUUCAAGUCUUCCUUUUAAAGCAUUCUUUCUUCUCUGUGUGGAGAUGUAUGUUUUGGUGACUUGGAUAUUUAGUAGCAGCACCUUUCCAUCUUUUUGUGAAGCAUACAAUGGGUAAAUGCUUCAAAUCGCUUCACCUUAAGAUUCAUAUUUCAACUGAACCAUAUCACUCAAUCCAAUGCAAAAGUGUGUUGAGAUUGUUUUUCAUUAUAUUACUUUUUAUAAAUGCCAACCCCUAGUGGAAUAUAUAUUGAUAUAUCAUCAAUAUAACAGUAUUCUUAUCACUCUUCAGCAAGAUUAUCAAUUUGCAGUUAAAGUUACUUUUUUGUUAUUAUUUCUGCCAAACAGUUCAGUGAAAGCAUGGCCUGUCUUGGUCAUUGCGCUUUGCCAUCAUUCAUUCAUAUAAGCUUGUUUGUGAAUGGGAAAAUGUCGUAAAGCCAAAGACAAAUUGACAUCUUAAAAUCAAUAUCAUCAACACCAUUAUUAAC